Diospyros lotus (date-plum) is the source of this 3210-nucleotide messenger RNA. RefSeq lists its product as uncharacterized. The transcript has 6 exons. The record is from RefSeq and is a predicted model, not a curated record. Lineage: Eukaryota; Viridiplantae; Streptophyta; Magnoliopsida; Ericales; Ebenaceae. The coding region runs from base 244 to 2940 and encodes 898 amino acids.
AGUAUCGUAACGACGAUUAAAUUAUUUUAUUUGGUCGGUUUUAAAAUUUCUUCUUCAAUCUGUCUGUCUGUCUCCAUUCAUUUAAUGCUUGAACUAAGACCAGUCAUCAGUCUUCGCUUCGCGAUACACAAGAAAAAGAGACCCCCCUCCCUCUCUGUAAUCUAUAGUACGCACAUUGGAAGAAGAGAGACACAGAGAGAGAGACAUUGGAGACGGCGUUGAUUCCCAGCGGAAGCGGUUCAUAUGGGAGGUGAGAAACAAAGUUCGAAAAGCAGAGGAGGUUAUGUUGGUGGUUUCCUCCAGCUGUUUGACUGGAAUGCAAAAUCUCGGAAGAAGUUGUUCUCGAGCAAAUCAGAUUUACCUGAGCAAUCAAAGCAGAAGAAACGGAGCGAUGGGAAUCUGCCAAUGAACCGUUUUAAUCUGAUUGAUGAGGACGAACAUAUAGCAGGUUCAAGUAUCAAAGGAAGUAGUGACUAUAGUCGUGCUUCAUCAGUGACUGAUGAAGAAGGACAUGGAACGAAGCCACCAAGUGUCAUUGCUAGGCUUAUGGGAUUAGAUUCCUUGCCGACGUCCAAUCCCACUGAUCCAUUCUUUAUCCCAUUUUUUGAUUCCCAAUCUCUUCAGCAUGGUCAUUACCACAGGAGAACCCUCCAAUUUCAUGAUGGUCAUCAAACCAUGCAUUCUGGCAAUUUGCCAAAUAAGCUAGAGGUCCCAGUUAAGAAGGCAGUGGAGCCAAAACUUCAGAAAAUGAUUAGUUCACCAAUUCAGAAGUUCCAAUCUGAGGUUCUACCUCCUAAAUCAGCUAAAUCUAUUCCAGUUACUCAUCACAAGCUUCUGUCUCCCAUCAAAAGCCCUUGUUUUGUUCCACAUAAGAAUGCAGCUCAUAUAAUGGAAGCAGCUGCUAAGAUUAUUGAACCAGGACCUCCGGCUGUUACCAAGUCUAGGAUGCCUCUACUAGGGACUUCUUCAGUUCACUUGAAAGUUAGGGACUUGAAAGAGAAAUUGGAUGCCUCUGACAAAUUUUCUGGUCCUGCUGAAGCUUUUAGUUUUAGAAGACCAGUUGAAUCUAACCCUGCUAAGUUUCUAAAGGGGCAGGCUAUGAAUAAAAGCUGCAAUCGAUCAGAAGAAUGUUCUAGUGUAAAGGGUAAGGGGAAAUCUGUUUCACUUGCACUCCAAGCAAAGGUCAAUGUUCAAAAAAGAGAAGGCUUGAACACAAGUGGCUGCAGAAAUUCAUUUGGCCAGAAAGAACAGGGUGAGAUCAUGCCAAGCCAGCCAUUUAAAAGUCAAACAAAUAGCCAAAGAAGUACGCAGAAGAAACCUGCUGUACACAACACUUCCAGUGUACUCAGGCAGAAUAAUCAAAAACAGAACUGCUUAAAUGGCAAAGAAAAGUUGCUCUCAAAAUCAUCAAACUCAAAAGGUAGGAAGAAGCUGUCUGGAGAUUCUUCUUUAGCGCUACACAAGAACUCAAGUAGAUUUGGAGGCAGCUCCAAAGUUGGUGCAAAGAAACUGAGGCCUGAGGUAGCUGAUAAAAUGGAAGUUUCAGAUUCCAGCAUACAAAAUAUUUCCCGCAAGAAACGGUCUAUAGAUGGGAACUUUCACCUAGACAAAAAUCUGGCUACUGAUAGGGUGCUGGUUAACAAAACUGAGAAACCAGUACAACCUGAUGCAGUUGUAGACAUACACUUCAAUGGGGCUGAAGAUAGCAAGAGGAAAGGGAUUGAUGUUAUUUCUUUUACAUUCACAGCUCCCAUGACAAGAUCAGCACCUUCCUUUGUGAUCCCUAGAUUGAGAUCAGAGGAAAAGAAUAAGUUUUCUGCAGAAUGCGAAGGUGAAGUGUCUCUCAAUAACACCAACAGUACAACAGGAUCCUUUCAGCGAUAUAAUGUGAUAGGAGCUGAUGCCUUGAGUACUCUGUUGGAGCAAAAGCUAAGGGAAUUAACUCAUGGAGCUGAGCCUUCCUGCUAUAGACCUGGGAUAGCUGGUAAUUCUGGUUUUAGUUUUCAGGAGUUGGAGCACACUCCAAAAGCAGUACUGACUACACCAAUUUCAAAUAACAAAAAGAGCAAAGAUGAGCUGUAUGGUUCAAAUUCUUCUGCAGUUAAUCCAUUGGGACACAUGACAAAACAUAAGUUUCAGGUAAGAGAAGUAAUGGAUGACUGUGGCGGCGAUGAGUUGCUCCGACAUCCAAGUCCAAUCUCUGUUCUUGAACCUUCCUUUUCAACAGAAAGUUGCAACUCGUCAGAGAGUGCGUAUAGUAACAGUACUGAAGGCAACAAGCAGUGCUCAUCUAGUCAAGCUCAAGAAGUGCUUGGUGUGAAUUCUUCAAAGAAGUCCCAUUUAGUGGACACUGAUGCAGAUUUAUCAGACUCGGCUUCUUCAACGUCUGCUAGAGCUAUUGCUAGAAGAAAUGGAAGUGCCUUAUCCAUGGCUGGUUUUCUGGGGUCAACCAGAUGGGAACUGGAUUAUGUGAAGGCAAUAAUGUUUAAUGUGGACUGGAUGUUUAAGAGCUUUACCUUGGGGCAGGCCAGGGAGACCAUUAACCCUCGCCUCUUUGAUCAGCUCGAAAGUAGAAAGGAAUUCUCGGAAAGUGAAGGAGAAGAGCCUAAGCUGAGGCGAAAGCUUUUGUUUGAUUGUGUGAGUGAAUGCAUGGACUUGAGAUACAGGCCUUGUGCGAAUGGAGGAUGCAGGAUAUGGGCAAAGGGGUUGUCAACCCUGAGAAGGAAAGAGUGGUUAGCUGAAGAAGUAUACAAGGAGAUUUCAGGAUGGAGCAGCAUUGGGGGCUGUUUGGUAGAUGAUGUUGUGGGGAGCGAUAUGGCCAGCCGCCAUGGAAAGUGGCUCGACUUUGAAGUCGAAGCAUUUGAACUGGGAGUGGAGAUUGGGGGUCAGAUGCUUGAGUCUUUGGUUAGUGAACUGGUUGCUGAUAUUUUGCUGCUUUAAUCCUAUGAACAUAAUUUUGUUUCACCUCCUAGAUAAAAUUUUCGUAGAUGCCCUUGUAUUUUUGGAUGUUUAUGUUGUCCAUAACAGUAUCUCGUUAUACAGUUUCUUUUUUGUGGUAUUUGAGCAUGUUCCUGAGGAUCGAUCAUAUGAUCAGCAAAAUCCUAUUAUGUAGUCGGAGCUUUCACUGGGUUUUUUUUUUUUUUUUUUAGGUUUUUUGGGUGUGAAACCAAUGUUCGAAUGCACAUGGUUUGAUGCUCUCGCAUAAAGGUC